Messenger RNA from Pungitius pungitius (ninespine stickleback), 2036 nucleotides. RefSeq names its product glycerophosphodiester phosphodiesterase domain-containing protein 5-like. Gene Ontology annotation, molecular function: glycerophosphodiester phosphodiesterase activity. Lineage: Eukaryota; Metazoa; Chordata; Actinopteri; Perciformes; Gasterosteidae. Gene Ontology annotation, biological process: lipid metabolic process. The transcript is spliced from 16 exons. Bases 181 to 2013 code for a protein of 610 amino acids. The record is from RefSeq and is a predicted model, not a curated record. Gene Ontology annotation, cellular component: membrane.
CCGGCGUUAGCUUUACACCGGCAUCCUCAUCCGAGGACCGCUGCUCUUCAUCGUGUCCCCGAGGAAGGACGCGCACUGCGGCUUCUUCUCCGCCGUUUAUCGGGAGAUAAAACGACCCGGAGGACUGCGUGGAGGUGUGUCUCCGCCGGGAUGGAGGUCUCGUCCAGGUGUCUCUGAGCCAUGGCGUCCCCGCUGUCCCCGCUAGGGUUCGGUCGGCUGUGCGGCCUCCGGGGGAAGCUGCUGCGGCGCUACGACCACCGGCCGCUGGUGGCGUGUCUGUCCGGUCUGUACGGUUGCCGGUGGCGACGAUGGGAGAGGAGCCGCAUGAGGCCCGGAGACUGCUGCUGCGACAAGCUGGAAGGCGCCAGCUUCGCGCUGCUCGUGGCGGCGUUCUGCUUAACGUUUGUGUUCCUCUUCUUCUGGGGUCAGGCAGAGAAUGACUACAACGACUUUGACUGGUUUAACUUCGGGAACCUGGGCUUCUGGUUCCCGUGGUCCGUGGUGCUGCUGGUCAUCGCUGCGGGCUUCUUCACCUACGUCACGGUGCUCGUGCUGCUGGCUGUGUGUUUGCUGUCAGAGGGUCAGAAGCUCUAUUUGCACUGGAGUCACAAGAUCGGGAUCCUGGUGAGUCUGACCUUCUCCGUCGUGGCCACGGCCGUCCUCUCCGACCUGUGGAGUAAAGAGUGGACGACUCUGCUGCUGUCCUUCCAGGUGACAGCGCCGUACCUACACCUGGGCGGAGUCCUGCUGGUGACGGCGCUCGCUUGGCCGAUAGCGUUUUACUUCUUUCGCAUGAAGGGCAGAGGGAGGCGGGGCCUCAUCCUGGGGGUGUACCUGUCCGUCCUGUCUGCCCUCUACCUGGUGCCCCUCGGCCUUUAUUCCCCUUGUAUCAAAGAGGACGGGACACUGGGCCCGGCCCCGACCCUCAUCGGCCACAGAGGAGCCCCCAUGCUUGCUCCAGAGAACACGCUGAUGUCCUUUGAGAAGGCGGUGGAGGCGGGAAGCGACGGUCUGGAGACGGAUGUCACCAUCAGCUCACACUGCAGCGUUGACGGGAUCCCGUUCCUGAUGCACGACCACACGCUGCGACGCACCACCAACGUGCACCGGGCCUUCCCCAACCGGACGGACACGCCGGCGGCCAUGUUCACGUGGGCGGAGCUGGAGAGCCUGAACGCCGGCGCCUGGUUCCUCUCUCUCGACCCGUUCGGUACCGCCGGCUCUCUGGGGGCUGCAGACCGGCUGCAGGCGGCGCAGCAGACUGUCUGCAGCCUGCAGGCCUUCCUCCAGCUGGCAGCGCGGACGGACAGGCGGGUGAUCUUUGACCUCUACCGGCCGCCCAAAGGUCACCCGUUCAGGGACAGCUGGAUCCAACGCACGCUGGAGGUGGUGCAGAAUGAGUCCUCCAUUCGGUCCUCGCAGGUGCUGUGGCUGCCCUCAGAUCAGCGCUCUCUGGUCCAGGACCUGGAUCCAGAGCUGCAGCAGACUUCAGGCACUCGCCUCCCUCUGGAGGAGCUCCAGAGCAGCGGCAUCGUCACCCUCAACCUGCACUACAGCGCCAUGUCGCCGCGGCUCACCAGUGAGUACGCCUCAGUGAACAUCACCACCAACCUGUACGUGGUCAGCCAGCCGUGGCUCUUCUCUCUGGCCUGGUGCUCCGGCGUCCACUCGGUGACCACCAACGCCCCCCAGCUGCUCGCCUCCCUCAGCUCGCCCCUCUUCCUCAUGAGUCCAGACGAGUACGACCUGAUGUGGAUUCUCACCGACCUGCUUUCCCUCGUGCUGAUCUUCACCAUCUUCAUCUUUCACUGGUGGCGAGAGAGACGUUUGACUUCCUGCCCGAGCGGCGUGACGCCGAAGAACGGAACCUACAGCCAGUUCUCCACAGAGCUCCACCUGCCCGUCAGGUGUUCUGGACCCAUGACCUCCUGCUCGCCUGGUCACUCUCUGCCCGGCGACUCGUCCACGACAUCCGCCCGGCAACAGGCUCCCUCACCCCCCUCCUCAAAAUAAAGCUUUAAACCAGAGUCCGUGUG